Funneliformis caledonium is the source of this 843-nucleotide messenger RNA. The record is from the annotation of a GenBank genome assembly. Lineage: Eukaryota; Fungi; Glomeromycota; Glomeromycetes; Glomerales; Glomeraceae.
AUGCUCGUGAAACAAAUUUCUCUGAGACGAUUAUUCUAUUACACUUACACGUCCCACCUAUAUAUACCAUUUGUCACCUACCCUGGGGCGAUCGAUUGUUUUAGAAAUCUUUCGGAAUUGAAUUGUGGUUCCGACAUUGAUUCUGAACUCCUUUAUCGAUUAUCUCAUAUCUGUCAAAAAAUACGAACGUUAAACGUGACCUUUGGCGAACGAAUCUCAACCGGAUUUUCCGAUUUAAUCUCAGUUCAACAAAGAUUAAAUUGUUUACAAAUCUUUCAAACUUACAAAUGUGAGAGUUUUACGAACAUCAUCCCAUCAUUCAAAAGUUUAUCGAAGUCAUUAACAAAAUUUGAAUUUUAUGGUGGAAAUCAUCAUAAUCCCCCUUUAUCAUUCAUAACGCAAUUCACAAAUUUGAGAGAAUUGUAUUUAUUAUUCAAUCACAACGAUUACUCGGUAAAUUUUCGGGACGUCACCUUUCCGCACCUGCGAAUCUUGGUGUUUAAAUAUUAUAGUCCAAGGUUCAUUAAUUUAAAUGAAUUUUUAAAGAUUAAUGGAAAGUAUUUGAGAGAACUUCAAAUUGGAAAAUCCAACAAUUUGAUAAACUUUUCCAUAUCAACAUUCUGGUUUCAUGAAUUGAAAGUAUGCGCAUGUUUGAUAGGAACAAAGUUAUUUUCGAAAAGGUCACGAAGAACGAUCUUUACGGAAGAUUAUAUCCCUCCAAGAACCCUUUCGAUAAACCUUACGGUUGAAUCGAAUGCGACGGAAAUAGAUUAUACAUCGAUUAAUGAAUUUAAAAAAUUGUGCAUAAUUAAACAAUUUAAAGUGAUCGAGGAUAGUUAUUAG